Molecule: messenger RNA, 5846 nt
Organism: Salmo salar (Atlantic salmon)
Lineage: Eukaryota; Metazoa; Chordata; Actinopteri; Salmoniformes; Salmonidae
Source: RefSeq, a predicted model, not a curated record
CAUACAAAUAUUUACACAUGUUAAGUUAAGUUGUCUGAAAAUAAACGCAGUUGACAGUGAGAGGACGUUUCUGUUACAUUACACACAUCACCCAACCCCUCACCGUAGAGUCCAUUCAUCAGGAGAACAUCCCCUUCUUCAUCACCAGGGCACCAGUUCACAAGAUGUUCCUCGGCCUCCCUUGGCUUCAACGCCAUAAUCCCACCAUGUCAUGGUGGAGGAUGAAAAUCACAGACUGGCCAACUGAAUGCCAGAGGACCUGCUUCCUCAUCCCCUGUUGUUCUACGUCGGUUGAGAGUCCUGUGGUUGCCCUUCAACCCAACAACCCAGAGAUAUACCAGGACCUGCAGGAGGAAUUAUCCAAGACCCGCGCCACCUGACCCAGGCCAUGGAGGAUUACAUCCAAGAGGCGCUCCAACAAGGUUUCAUCCGCACGUCCUCUUCUCCUGCGUCGGCUGGUUUAAUUUUCGUGACCAAGACGGAUGGAGGGCUACGUCCAUGUAUUGAUUACAGAGGACUCAAUGAAAUCACCAGGAAGUACCGUUACCCUCUCCCUUUGUUGCCGGCAGUUAUCGAACAGCUCCACGGGGCCCAGCUCUUUACCAAACUGGACCUGCGGAGUGCACACAAUCACAUCCGCAAUUCAGCCCGCAGGGAGUGGAGGAUGGAUGACAAGAAGGUAGAUGCAGUCAGGUCAUGGUCAGUCCCAACCACCAUAAUGGGGUUACAACGGUUUUUGGGGUUUGCCAACUUCUACCGCCAUUUAAUCAGGAACUUCAGCUCCGUCUCCGCCCCUCUCACCUCUCUCUUCAAGGUUGGUCCCUGUAGGUUGGUGUGGAGCCCAGCAGCUGAUGAGGCCUUCCGUCUACUGAAGGGACGUUUCACCUCCGCCCCAUUGCUCAGAUAUCCUUUGUGGGGGAGGUGGAUGCUUCAGAGGUGGGCGUGGGGGCCAGUUCUGUCUCAAUGACAGGACAAUCCACAGAAAUUGUAUUUGUGUGCAUAUUACUCUAAGAAACUGUCACCUGCAGAGAAGAUUUACGACGUCGGUAAUCGAGAGCUCCUGGCGGCGAAGUUGGCAUUAGAGGAGUGGAGACGCUGGCUGGAGGGCACCAAGGAACCAUUCGUCAUCCGCACCGACCAUCAGAACCUGGAGUACAUGUGGACAGAGAGGAGGCUGAAUCCGCACCAAGCAAGGGCCAGACGUUGGGUGGUAGACCUACGGCAGGAUGAGUGGGAUCCUGAAGAGGAAGUUUGAGGAGGUGGAGGUGGACAGCCCCUGCCUCUCUCUCCGGGGGUCCGAUGACGAGGUCUCUGCCGGCAGCGACAGCGGGAACAGCAGCGACAGCGUCAACCCUGGCCCCUCCACCCCCGUCGCCCCCUCUUCUAUCUUGAGGUGUGAGAAGCGCCUGCUGGUGCGCAAUGUGCACUUUGAGAGCGUGACGGUGUACUACUUCAGCCGGCGCCAGGGCUUCACCAGCGUGCCCACGCAGGGUGGCAGCACCCUAGGCAUGUCCACACGCCACAGCUGGGUGCAGCACUACACCCUGGGGGAGUUCGCUGUGGAGCAGGAGAGAAGCCACAGAGACAUGCUGCGAGACCACCUCAAAGAGGAGAAACUCAACUCCAUCAAACUCAAGCUGACCAAUAAUGGCACUGUGGAGUCGGACGAGGCCGAGUCUCUGACCCUGGACAACAUCUCAGAGGACGACAUAGACCUGGACAACACAGAGGUGGACGAGUACUUCUUCCUGCAGCCGAUGACCACCAGGCGGCGCCGCGCUCUCCUCCGGGCGUCCGGGGUGCGACGCAUCGACGUGGAGGAGAAGCACGAGCUGCGGGCCAUCCGGGUGUCCCGGGAGGAGUGCGGCUGUGACUGCAGGGGGCUAUGCAACCCCGCGACUUGCGCUUGCAGCCUGGCCGGCAUCAAGUGCCAGGUAAAUGGAGCUGUGGUAGAUCGCAUGUCAUUCCCGUGCGGCUGCAGCAAGGAGGGCUGCAGUAACAGCACAGGCCGCGUCGAGUUCAACCCCAUCCGUGUUCGCACCCACUUCCUGCACACCAUCAUGAAGCUGGAGCUGGAAAAGAGCCACGAGCAACAACAACCGCAGGUCACCAAUGGUUACCACGGAGAACUAACAGUCAACGUCCCUGUCCAGCGUGCUCUGCAGUACCCCCUGAUGUCUGACAACAUCCCAGUCCCGCAGGCUCCCAUCAUGCACCUGCCGAGUGCCAGCGACGCUGAGCAGCAUCUAGAAGAGGAAGCGGACGAAGAUGAGGAAGAUGAUGAGGAGGAGGAUGAGGACGAUGGUAGUAGUUUAUGUAGUGGCCUCUCGGACUGCAGCACCGACAGCCUGCACACUAGUGACUCUGAGGAGGAAGAGGAGGAGGAAGAUGACUGUGGGUCUAUGGAGGAGGGGGUGAGUGGACCCCCAGUCUCUCACACAGAGGUGGUUCCUCUCUCCUCUGUGUUGGGUUACACUGAUGGCACACACACCAACACCAACCGCGCUAACCCCAACUCAUACUACCACAACCCUUCAUCAGGGUACUACCAGAUGGACAACUCAGCCAACCUGAACCCCACACCAAAAACCCCUAGUGAAGCUCCCUCACUCCGCCUCUCACUCCCCAACAGGGAGGAGGCCACCGAUGGCCCCACGGUCGUGUCACAGGAACAGCCUAAAACCACCACCGAGCCGCACACAGACCACCUCAGCCAGAUAGAGGGACUGUAUAUGCAUUUUCCCCACACUGACAAAGCACCAGCAGCCAACGCCUGUUCCUCAGCCCCGCAGCAGAGCAACACUCCCCACAGUGGGGAGACUAGUACACUACACCAUGAGCAGUCCUUUCAGACGCAGGUCAGCGUUUUUCAUCAUGAAUCGUGUUCUAGAGGCAGCUCUGCGGAGUGGUCACUAGCUGGCACAGCCACAAAGUCAUAAAAUCAGAUUUUAAACCUAACCUUAACCCUAAACUUAACCACACUGCUAACCCUAAUGCUUAACCCUAACCUUAAGACCAAAAGCACAUUUUUGAAUUUUUACAAUAGAGCCAAUUUUGACUCAGUAGCUGGCCUAUCUAAGGGGAAAUCGCUCAGUUCUGCCUCCAGGACAAGACUCAUGACAAUAAUUGUCAAUCAGCCUUUCAGACAGACAUGGACGGUAAUGAUGUUACACUGUCACUGAAGAAUAGCACAAGGUCUGAGGUAUCUGUGGGGACUGAGGAGCAGCAGAGCCAAGGGACUUUCAACGGGCUGGCUGAGGCGUCCUCUCUCCUACCUGAGAAUAAAAGGGAUCCACCAAUUCUAGAGACUAACACUAGUCACUAGCAGUGUCAGGUAGACUUGUGGCAAGUUCAAUGAAACUGGUUAGUGUGAUAAGUCAAAUAAGCAUUCCUUUGCAGCAAGUAUGCACAUUUGGAUUAAUGUGCUGACCAACUUAAAGGGUUAAAGGGAUACUUCAGGAUGUUGACAGUGAAGCCCUUUAUCGCCUUCUCCAGAUCCAGAUGAACUUGUGGAUACCAUUUUUAUGUCUCUGCAUGUAGUUUGAAAGAAGAUGCUAACUAGCGUUAGCGCAAUUGCUAACUAGAGUUAGCGCAAUGACUGGAAGUCUAUGGAAACCAGAUGCUAGCUGUGACCAUAGACUACCAGUCAUUGCACUAACACUAGUUAGUGUUGGCUUGCAAAACUACCUCUAACUUCCUUCGUACUGGAGGAAGGAUGCAGGGACAUAAAAAUGGUAUCCAUGAGUUCAUCGGACUGGGACUGGGGAAGUAGAUAAUGGGCUUCAUUGCCAAAAUCCUGAAGUAUCCCUUUACUAGAGAAACUACAUGAUGUCAGUAUCAAUUCAUUUUCUGUACAGGAAUAAUGCUGUUUUUGACCUAUCCUAGAAACUGGGUCGCCAGUUUGAUUUGAAUAGAACCUGAAGGACAGUGUUUGUUGUUUUUAACUCCUGAUGAAUGUACCUUUUUAAAGUGAACGAUUAGGUUUCAAAGGCAAGCUGUGGGGUUUUGCCUCAGAAGGAUCUUUGCACAUUAUUGCACACACAGUUUCCAUGUCCUGGAUCUGAACGUCUAACAGCUAUUGGACAAUGACUGUGAAAUAGUUAGAAUUAAACAAAAUGAUUCCUUAUUUCAACAAUAUAACCAUGUUGAAUGGGGAAAUGAAAAGAUAAUCUAAUUUGAGUUAAAUGAAUGAACUAAGAUAGCCAGUAGGGCUCGGACGAUAUCAGUAACGCGAUACUUGUUGGUAGCAUGGCAAUGAAACAAAACACGAAGCGGAUUUAACUUCUUUAGGAAAACAGCCCUAAUGUUGGAAAUAAACAUUGCUGUCAUCCAGAGUCGCAUGUCUUUAUUUUCCAUGUUAUAGCUCACAAUAUUUAUAUAUAGCAGGUUUUUAAAAGACCGAAGAGUUUUGUCUGCUUCGUGUUUACAUUUUUGCCAUGGAAAAAAUAUUGCAGUACUGGUAUAGUCACAGCCUUAGUGGAUUGAGCUUUUAUAUGGAGUCAACUGGAAAAUGUAUAUAGCUGCAGUUUAUUUAUGGCUAUACAAAGUUUAUGUAAUAUUAUGUGCGUUUUGAUAAUGAGAGCAUGCAGUGGAUUUUGAGGUACUUCAAUUAUUAAGCGUCGGUCUCGUGCUGAUCUGUGUUGUCUCAUAGAUGUUGAAUACUUCGCAUGUAUUUUGUUGAAAGGAAAAAACCCUGUUUAAAAAUGAAAGUCGUUUUUUUUAAAUAUGCAGUGAGAAUGUCAAAAGGAAACAAAGAACAUUUAUACUUUACAUUAGAUUGGACAAUCCUCCAAGAUACUGUAGUUGGAGCCACAGACUUAUAAUUGUCUCUAGUCUUACCACUACAUUUAGGUCCAUCUUCAAUUGGACCAUGAAACUUGGAAAAUGUACGUCAUUUGAAAUCGUUUUAAACGUCUUGCUCAAUUUCAUGAGACAAGCUAUAUUUUCAGUGCUGCUAUUAUGAUUUGAUAUCAAGUUUUAUUGUCACAUUCACAGGAUACAGCAGGUGUAAAACAGUACAGAGAGAACCUUAACUUGCGAUCUCUUUCCCAAAAAUGCGCAAUAACGGUAGUAAUACAGAUAAGGAGUAAAACACGGGAAAUGCGACAGAAGAAAAACAGAAGAAUAGAGUUAUAUAACGUUCUUAUAUACAGGUCAGUACAGUGCCAGUACUGUUAUUACAAUGUGCAGGGGUACUGGAGUGAUUGAGGAAGGAAUGGACCUACUCAAUCAAAACAUGUUCUUUGUCUACACUCUCUUUUCUCUAUGUAUCCAGUCUCUUCAUCUAGCCCCUUUGUGGUUCUCCUCUUUCUCUUGCUCUCAUGACCUCUCUCUCCUCUCACCCAUCCUGUGACAUCAUAUCACGUCAGCCAAUGAGGUGGUAUGUAGCGUAAGGGUGCCAAAGCGUUCAUGUUCAGGUGAUUUAUAGUGAAGUAAGCUACAUCUGUACCAGUCUCUGCUAUUCUGCUGUAGAUAUGAUUUGGUAGUCUAUAUUGUGGUCAAUGUGAAAAUGGGUAUUUAUUGUGGUUUAUUCUCGCAGCAGUCUGUUGUGUCAUGAAGGCCUUGAAGUGCACAGAGCUCAUGUUGUUUUUGGUAUUGUCCCAAAUGGCACCUUAUUCCCUUUAUAGUGCACUUCUUUUGAACAAGGAAGUAGUACCAUUAUAGGGUAUUUGGGACAUAGACUUCCUGUUCUGUUUAGUUUUGUCCCAGAAUGUCUCUUUGUUUAUCAAGACUGCCUAGAACUGGGGGCCAAAAAUAGAUUUUCUCUGUUUGUCUCUUCUUUUUUGCACCACCAUUUGUUCCUUUUUCCACAAACAUCAGACUUUGAGAAUAAAUAACCAAUGGAA